AUGGGGUUUAAACACUCUCAUUAUGACUAUUCUCUCUUCAUACAACAAAAAGAAUCACAUCAGGUGGUCAUACUUGUCUAUGUGGAUGAUCUCUUAGCAACAGGAACCAACUUGAAGCUGAUUGAGCAAGUGAGGAAGGACUUACAAGUCAGAUUCAAAAUGAAAGAUCUUGGGGAACUAAAAUACUUCUUGGGCAUUGAAUUUUCUAGAUCAGAAAAAGAAAUUCAAAUGUGCCAAAGAAAGUAUGCACUUGAACUAGUUUCUGAACUUGGUUUGUUAGGUGGACCAGUAACUAGUCCACUAGAGUUCAAUCACAAGCUAACCUCUAUGGAAUUUGAUAAGGUUGUCACCAAGAAUGGUAGUGACAAUGACAAUGAACUUGAAGACAAAGGGAAAUAUCAGAGAAUAGUAGGCAGACGAUUGUACUUAACCAUGACUAGGCCUGACAUAGCCUUUGUGGUUCAAGUUUAG
Messenger RNA from Nicotiana tabacum (common tobacco), 471 nucleotides. The record is from RefSeq and is a predicted model, not a curated record. NCBI's taxonomy places the organism in Eukaryota, Viridiplantae, Streptophyta, Magnoliopsida, Solanales, Solanaceae.